GACCUGUUCCCCCCUUUUUUAUUCCAUCUUUCCCUAUUAUCUCUUGGCGCACUGCCUUUUUAUUUGACGUAUUGGGGCCCUUGUUUUCUUUCCUCUUUAUUGUCUUUCCACUGGCGCCCUACCCUGACGCCACACAUGGCCCCUCCUCUUGGCAAGGGUGGAAUGGGCGUUCAAGUGUGGGGCCGCCCAGGGUCCUGCGCCUUGGGGCCCUUCCCGCCCCCGCUCGCGGCGGACAGGGACCUGGAGCUCGAAAAGAACGAUCCCCCGUACCAAAGCUCGAUCCCCGACCUAAAUAAUCUGGUCAUUUAGUCCCUCUUGGCCCAUCGGCUUUUCUACUUUCCCAUCAUUCUUCACGCGUCUCCAGGGCAAGGUCCCACGCCUCGUUUUGGAUCCCCCCCAAGGCAGGUUUUCCCCUCGUCGCCCUCGCCGCCCUCGCCGCCCUCGCCGCCGUUCCAAGGUUUUUUGUUGAUUUCUGGGGAUUUGCCAGCGGUGCAUUCAAGCGGUGCGGCAACCCCCAAAUAGGUUCUCGCUGGCACUCUAGACCGGUCCCCCGCCACUGCCGCGCCUGGUCGACGGGCGAAUAGGCUCGCCGUGGCCAACAAAAAAAACGAAAUUUGAUCCAGGACGCAUGUGCGGCUUGCUUCCGUCGUCGGAUUGUGUUACCGAAACCGUGCUAUAUACUUUGUGUGUUUGUACAUAGACAGUAUCUGUCUGUCGGUAAAAAGCCUGUUUUUGUUUUCUUGGGCGUACUGUGCGUUUCCCGUCACUUUCUUUUUCCUUCCUUCUUUUGUCCCCAGUGCCGUUGGGUGGUUCUUGGUCGGACGCGGGUCCAAGCUAGCAACCCCUACAAAGUACGAUCGCACAGGCACAGCUCCGAUCCUCAAUCGCGCCCUGAGCUUUGUGGUGUCUAGGGUGCCCUAGUACGUACCCCUCGGGGCUAGCCAGGCGCGUACCACCUGCAGCUGCUUGGCACCCCCGGUCUCUUUUUUUUUUUGGUCUGUUGCGGGCCUGCGAGCACCUCCGCUUCCAGGGCUUUCCGUGAGAGGCGCAUGCCACGACGAGGAGGCUGGAGGCACUCAUAUUUAUCUGGGCUCGCGCGCCCAGAGCCAGCGGUCCCCCUCAUUACAUGUAACCCUUGCCCGCGACCUUGGGUGGCCCAACACGCCAAGACCAGGGACUCGAGGGGUGCCGGUGGUUGACGUCACGGGCGAAUGGGACCGUCUACCGCGUGAACUCCUUGGUGCGCUCAAGCGAGCACAAUAGAAAGAACCCAACUAUACUCGCGGCGUCCAAGUUGGAUUCUCAUGUCCCUGGGAUGUAUCGUUCUCACCAUUCCCAUGUUUGUGGCAAUAGCCCGGAAUUGAACUCAUAAAAAAGGCACGCCCUUCUUUUCAAAGUUUCUGCCUUUCCGUCCUUUUUUUUUUCUUUUGCCGCUGAUCUCGAUGCAUAUAGGGGCCCCUGCAAAGGGUCCACUAAAACGCAGUGAUCCCCGGUCUUCUAGCCUGAUGUUUGGCCAACGCUGCGCCGACCGAGAGGCACGCAGCACGUUCCCACAAGGUCCCAUCGACACAACGCCAGAUUUCCUUUGUUGCGACACAACUGCUUGGCUUCUAAACCGUGUGGCUUUCCACAUCGCCAUUGAUUUUUUUU
Messenger RNA from Gaeumannomyces tritici R3-111a-1, 1650 nucleotides. RefSeq lists its product as hypothetical. Bases 136 to 309 code for a protein of 57 amino acids. Lineage: Eukaryota; Fungi; Ascomycota; Sordariomycetes; Magnaporthales; Magnaporthaceae. The transcript has 2 exons. The record is from RefSeq and is a predicted model, not a curated record.